Messenger RNA from Acanthoscelides obtectus, 1626 nucleotides. Lineage: Eukaryota; Metazoa; Arthropoda; Insecta; Coleoptera; Chrysomelidae. The record is from the annotation of a GenBank genome assembly.
CUGGAACGGACGAAUUUGUGUGUUUCUGUUGAAUCAUUCCCGUAAAAUCUCGAGCGCUGUGCGUGAACAAUCUUUUGGCAUAUCUAUUUUGUAAUGAUUAGAUAAUAUUGACUUCGAGUACUAACGAAACCUUAGUACCAGUGCAUAUAUUCUAGGGAGCUAUACUGGACUACCUGAGCAAUGACGAAAUUGGGAUUUUUCUUGGUGCUGUUUCUGAGUACCGCUGUUUUGGCAGAAGAUGUAACAGUGCAACUGCCAGUUGGUACGGUAAAGGGAUUAGUAAAGUCUACCGCUAAAGGGGUAAUAUUCUACUCUUUCCAAGGAAUACCGUAUGCUGAGAAACCAGUCGGCGAUUUGAGAUUCCAGGCACCAGUCCCAAAGAAGAAAUGUGAAGGAAUCUGGGAUGCGACGAAAUUCGGCAACAUAUGCAAUCAGAUGAGUUAUACGCCUCCCAAUCAAAGUGAAGAUUGCUUAUUUGUGAAUGUCUAUACACCCAAUAUUACUGACAAUUUGCCAGUGAUGUUUUUUAUAUAUGGAGGGGGAUUCGUCGCGGGUGCCUCUAACUCCUAUGGUCCUGAUUUCUUAAUUGAGCAGGACGUUGUUCUGGUUACAAUCAACUACAGAGUAGGACCUUAUGGUUUCCUUUCGACUGGAGAUGAUUUGGUACCUGGAAACGCUGGAUUGAAAGAUCAGAAUUUGGCCUUAAAGUGGGCCAAUCAGUACAUCCAUCAUUUUGGUGGUGAUCCAACCAAAAUUACAAUUUUUGGUCAGAGUGCUGGCUCUGCUUCUUGUGCUUAUCAGAUUAUGAGUCCGUUAUCUAAAGGUUUGUUCAGAAGCGCAAUCUUGCUCAGUGGGACAUCGCUAAGUCUAUUGGCGUACCAAAGGAACUACCAGUUAUAUUCGAGGGAAUUGAUCAGAAAUAUAGAUCCUGCAAACUACCAUAAAUAUAAUACUUCUCAAACUAUUUACGAGUUUCUCAAAAACAUACCAACAGAGAUAAUUAAUGAUGCUUGCUUGGCGAUAGUAACAACGAAUCCUAAAAGCUAUCUACAGUUGUACCAAGGAUUUUUCUUUGCGUUGGUAUACGAGCACGAGCACGAUGGUGCUGUUUUGACCAAACAGGCAUACGAAGCUAUGGAAGAGGGAGAUUUCAAUAAAGUACCAGUAUUACUCGGUGCUACUAGCGAGGAAGACUAUUUCCUCAUGGAAGAUAAAGAAGGUCUCGGUUACAUAUCUGAAAUAUUCACACAAAGUCGUGAUUCAAUACCAGAUGAUAUGCAUGUCACUGAGGAGAAUAAGGAUACCAUCAAAGCUGAAUUGAUGAACUUUAUACUUCCGGAGGAAACUAUGUGGACAACCCUAGGAAACUUGUCACGCUUAUAGUGAUCAUGAUUUUGUAAAAUCUGUGCUAAAGUUCGCUGAGCAGUUGGUGAUUGAACACUCGCAAAACCCAUACCUCUACCAGUUCUCUUACAAAGGUGUCUUGGGUUUUCACAGAAUCAGUCAGCUUGUGGUUGGCGUGGGAGUUCGCUCAUUCAGCAUCACUGACAGUUGUACCCCAGAGCUUACACAGACCGUUCCGUAUUUUCACUGGAUACAGUUUUUUAUCAAAUUAAUAAGCAUGUC